CAGAGAACCUCCUCGCCUGCUGCUGCUGAAUCCACAGCCUUUCUCCCAGCCUCCUCACCAGACGGUCUGUGACCUCCAGAUCAACAUCUAUCCAUCCAUCUAUCCAUCCACUCCACUGGAGCAGCGCAGCUCCUCCAGACCCCUGGGCCCUGGGACCACUUCUCUCACCUCCCUCCGUCACCGCCCCGCCACCACUCUCCAUCCUAUGCACCACCCCUCUGUCCACCUGUCCUAGAGUACGCUCUCGCCCCUCACUGCCUAGCGCCCAACCCCACAGAGCCCGCCCCAAGCCCCAGCCAGCCCCAGCAUGGAUAAGGUGCAGCACACGAUGCGCUCGGCCAUCCGCAGAGCCUCCAUGGCGGUGGACGUGCCCCCCCAGGCCAGGCAGAACAUGCAGGAGCUCUUUGUCAACUUCAGCCUCAUCCUCAUCUGCCUGCUGCUCAUCUACAUCAUCGUGUUGUUGAUGUGA
Molecule: messenger RNA, 469 nt
Organism: Salvelinus namaycush (lake trout)
Lineage: Eukaryota; Metazoa; Chordata; Actinopteri; Salmoniformes; Salmonidae
Product: cardiac phospholamban-like
Exons: 2
Coding region: 308-469 (53 amino acids)
Biological process (GO): negative regulation of calcium ion import into sarcoplasmic reticulum; negative regulation of heart rate; negative regulation of ATPase-coupled calcium transmembrane transporter activity
Cellular component (GO): sarcoplasmic reticulum; membrane
Molecular function (GO): ATPase inhibitor activity
Source: RefSeq, a predicted model, not a curated record